GACGUCAUAUUAAUUCACCUCUUGGAAGAUUUUUGCUUUAGCGUCCGGCUCAGUCUUCUAAGAUUUUUAGUGCUUUUUCGGCUUAAAAUUGUACAUUUUCUGUGAAUAUUUAAUAAGUAUGUUAAAGUGCAGUGAUUAAACUUUCGUAUUUAACUAGAAUUCAUAAAGUCAGAAGAAAUUUAAAUGUGUAAAAUUAGUUCAUAAAAUUGCAUCACGAAAUUGAGGUUAGAUCUCGUGGCUUCCCUGUGGAGGCUUCCCGGAAAAUAUGAAUUUAAAUCAAUCCCAGAGCACAAUGGAUGAUUCUUUUGUCCUCUCGCGAAAGGGAUUAAUCAGAAAGAAAGACAGCGGUCGGUAUGAUGAGUCAUUUUCGUCGAAUUACGAUGGAAAUCUAUCAAUUAGCCUGGCCAACAAUGAGAUCCGGAAGUUGCUGGAGGACGAGAAGGGACGUGAGGGACAGAUAAAGGAUGUGAAGCAGUAUAUUGGACGAAUUUUUGAGGGUUUGGAUGUGGAGAGGCCAGAUUCCCUGGCUGUAAAUCCACAAGCAAAAUCCGAACAGCUCUAUACGCAAUUCCUGGAGGUUCUUCAUGGACGAACCAAUGAUGCUGAACUCUUUGAGACUAUCCAGGAUCUCAUACAGACGUGCACAGACACCCUCGACGAGAUGCUGUUGCAGUCCAAGAGAGUUUUUAGUCGCGCUGGGAUGUCGGAGGAAUUUCAGGGAUUGCAGAUGGAGAGGAAUGUCUGGAGGCUGAUCUAUUCCCUCUAUCGUGAUCGUGUGGUUGUGCAGAAGGAGGCCAUGGACUGUGACGAUAUUCCGCUCGGAGGGAGCGAGAAGACAAUCGUUGAACAUUUGUACGCCAGCAAUUCCAAUCUCAGGGAGUACCAGCUAAUUGUGGAUUGGCUGGAAUUGUGCUGCUUGGAGCAGUCAUCCAUCCAAGUGGGACACUUUACGGAUCACACUGUCGCAUGGGAGAAUACCCUGCAUCAGCUUCAGAAUGCUUCUCAGAAUGACAAUUUUACUGCCAUUAAGAGCAAACGCGAUAUCGUGGAGAGUUUAGAUCCGGAUGCUCCGAUUCGGGAGAAGAAGCCCCUCCAUGACUUUGACAUGGAGGAUCAGCAGCGUUUGAUGCGCGAUGUAUUCCUGAAGAUUCGUCAGGGACGCAUCGAGGAGGCACAGUCGCUAUGUGAACACUGCGGUCAGCCAUGGCAGGCGGCAAUUCUGGAGGGUUGGCGCCUGCACCAUGAUCCCAAUUAUGAGGUUUUGGGUGGAACCACGGAAAAGGUGCAGAUUGAGGGUAAUCCACGAAGGGAUGCGUGGAAGAAGUUUGCCUGGAGGAUGGCAGAUAGUCGUCUUGGGGAUGAGUAUACAAGGGCGAUUGUUGGGGUAUUUUCUGGGCAUCUUGAGAGUCUUCUAUCACUGCCGGAUCAAUCGUGGAUGGAUAUCAUUUGGAGCUAUCUCAAGGUUCAAAUUGACAUCAGGGUAGAGAGUGAGAUCAGAGAUUGUAGCCUGAAGAGUUACAUUGCCAUGCCGGAACCGUACUGGAAGGGGAAGAUUUCCCUUGAGCAGAUCUUUGAGAAUAUUUCUGCGAAUCGAAGCGAAAGGGUGAGACGAGAGGCAGAAGGAUACAUGAAUACCGUGGUGAAGUACAUCAUACUGGACAAUGUGGCUGAAUUGAUGGGAGAGAUCAGCAAUUGGUUGUCCAGGGAGAAGCUAAAUGGGCAGAUGUUGCGUUUUUUGGCCCAUUUGGUGCUGUUUAUGCGGCAAAUUGGUCGUUCGCAUCGAGAAGAUGUGGCUGAUCGUGUGGUUCGAGCUUACGUUGAAUGGCUCUUUUCCACUCAAGAUCCUCGUCUUGUGGCAUUCUACACGGCUACACUGCCCAGUGAUAUGCAAGUGAUGCUGUUCUCUAAAUUCCUAAAACGCAUCCGGGAUUCGACGGAACGUCAGAAGUGCCUGGAGGAAGCCAUGAAAGCGGGACUCGAUGUCGAAGUAAUCGCAACAACAACUGUCCGGCAAAUUCUACAGCAAAGUGAUCACCCAGGAACAGUUCAGGCUGAACUGGAAGAAGAUGCAGUUAAAAUCUCAUCCCUGGAAUGGUUGACAUUCUAUCCGCAGCACAGAGCUAAAUUGCUGUGGCAGGGAAAUUGUCUGAUUCGUUCCCUAAUUGCUGCCCGAAAGAUUGAAAGUGUUCGUCAGGCUAUUGAGUCCAUUCCCAGUGAUUCCCUGGACAUCCUAGUGCAGCAGUUUGGGUCCAAAGAGGACAUUCCGUGGCGAGAGGAAUGUGCCAUGAAGGAAUAUCUGUGCCAUCAGACUUACCUGGCGGCAAUUGAUGGGUUCAAUGCUUGGACACACUUGUAUCACAGCCGGCCGAAGGAACCGCAAGAGACCAAGGCCAGUUCCAAUUUCACAGAACGCGUAGCUCAGCAGGAGAGAGAGAAGGCGUACAAUGCAGAACUUUCACAGUGGAAGGAGGCUCUUGAGGAACAAACAAGAGAAACCAGAGAUUUGCUGUACAAUAUCCUCCUGUUUCCUGACCACGGAUGGCUCGUAGAUCCCGAAUGUAUGGAUUCCGUGGAGAUUCCCGAUAAGGAAGACUGGGAUUUGCGUGCUGUUCAAAUGGAUGCCCUGAGACGCCUGUGUAUCCCGGAAAUUGUUCUGCUGCUGCAUAAAGUCCUUCAUUUGAGUGGGGAGUACAGGGAUUGCAUCCGUCUGGUGGAUGAAUUGGCGUCGGAGCAGCGUCAGCUCUAUGAACUCUUUUCCCAGCACAAAUUGGCCGAGGUACUGACGAAGGUGGCAGAGUCCUCAUUGGCGCUCAUGAAUGACAAAUGUGACCCUUGGGGCUACUCCACGGUGUAAUUUUUCAAUGAGAUAAAAAGAGAAAAUAGAUUUGGUAAUUUUUGAAGAAAAA
Messenger RNA from Phlebotomus papatasi, 2906 nucleotides. RefSeq names its product nuclear pore complex protein Nup107 (gene Nup107). Gene Ontology annotation, cellular component: nuclear pore outer ring; nuclear pore. The record is from RefSeq and is a predicted model, not a curated record. The coding region runs from base 266 to 2854 and encodes 862 amino acids. Lineage: Eukaryota; Metazoa; Arthropoda; Insecta; Diptera; Psychodidae. Gene Ontology annotation, biological process: protein import into nucleus; post-transcriptional tethering of RNA polymerase II gene DNA at nuclear periphery; regulation of DNA-templated transcription. The transcript is spliced from 3 exons. Gene Ontology annotation, molecular function: structural constituent of nuclear pore.